Molecule: messenger RNA, 1364 nt
Organism: Mus pahari (shrew mouse)
Lineage: Eukaryota; Metazoa; Chordata; Mammalia; Rodentia; Muridae
Gene: Fcrla
Product: Fc receptor like A
Exons: 5
Coding region: 44-1105 (353 amino acids)
Biological process (GO): cell surface receptor signaling pathway
Molecular function (GO): transmembrane signaling receptor activity
Source: RefSeq, a predicted model, not a curated record
AAAUCAGUAGGUUGGGGCAGCAGGAGGUAUAAACCCAGUCACCAUGAAGCUGAGAUGCACACUCACCGAGUGGGCCCUUUAUGUCUGUCCUGCUGUGCUCCUGGCAACCCAGAUGUUACUGGCAGCUGCCAGUUCAGAGACUCUGAAGUGUGAAGGACCAAUCAGCACUGAGCACGGCAGCUGCCAGGCUGCUGCCGAGGAGGACGAGGGUGAUGAAGAUGAUGGCGAUAUGACUCGAUCCAGUGAAGCUGGCUUCCAGUUCAAGGGCUACACAUUCAGUAAACCCUUCCACCUCAGCGUGUCCUAUGACUGGCUGAUCCUCCAAGGUCCUGCUACAUCGAUAUUUGAAGGAGACACACUGGUUCUGCACUGCCGUGCCUGGCAAGACUGGCCACUGACUCAGGUUAUCUUCUACCGAGAGGGCUCAGCCCUGGCUCCUCCUGGACCUAAAAGUGAAUUCUCCAUCACCGCGGUGCAAAAGUCAGAUGGUGGGCACUACCACUGCAGUGGCAUCUUCAGGAGCCCUGGUCCUGGGAGCCAAGAGACUGCAUCCCCCGUGGCUAUCACUGUCCAAGAGUUGUUCACAGCCCCAGUUCUCAAAGCUUUACCUUCUAGUGAGCCCCAAGAGGGAGGCUCAGUAACCCUGAGCUGUCAGACAAAGCUGGCCCUGCAGAGGUCAGCUUCCCGCAUCCUCUUCUCCUUCUACAAGGAUGGAAGGUCACUGAGCGUCAGAGGAGUCUCUUCAGAACUCAAGAUCCCCAAAGCCUCAGAAGGACACUCUGGCUCCUACUGGUGUGAGGUAGUGACUGAGGACAGACAGAUUUCGAAGCAGAGCUCACAGCUGGAGAUCCGGGUACAGGCUCUUCACAAACCAACUGCUUCGGAAACUCCUCCCAUAGAAGCUCGCGGUCCUCUGCCCCCACCACCUGCUUCUUCUGCUGAGAAGCCAAGAUUCUCCUCCCCAGACCCCCACCUUCAUCACCAGAUGCAGUUUCUUCUCAAACAAAUGCAAGAUGUAAGAGCUCUCCUUGGUCAUCUGGUCAUGGAGCUGAGGGACUUGUCUGUCUACCUGAAGCCUGGUACCACGAAGGUUGCUGACAAAUGAAAGCGAGCUAUUCAAUCUGCGAUAUACUCAACCACUGAAAUAAUUCCAGCUCUUUCUGGAUCAUGAGUAUGCAGGCAGAGUUUUGCAAGCUGGUUUGAUACUUAGUUAGACUAAUGGAACUGUUUGAGUGUAAAUAAAUGCAUACAGGUUUAUACCCAGAAUUUGCCUAUAACUAUAUUUUCUUUAGCCAUGACAAAGUCAUUUUGCAUUCCAGACCAGGAAUUUAUUUCUGUUGCCUAGCACAGAAUUUAAAGAGAAA